AUGCUUCCCCAGACGCUCUUUCUGAUUGUUGCCGGACUCGCUUCUGCGAACCCCUUCGCCAUCCUCCCCGACACGCCCGACGACGAGGUCGCUGCGAUCCAGGGUGCCCGCAAGCGAUGGGCCAUCCUCCCCGACACUCCUGAGGACGAGGUUGCUGCCGUCCAGGCUGGCAAGAAGCGCUGGGCCAUCCUCCCCGACACCCCCGAGGACGAGGUUGCGGCCGUCCAGGCCGGCAAGCGCCAGCUCGGCGCCGUCGUGAACCUUCACCGCACCGUCAGCCACCACGGCAACGCCAAGCGCGACCCGCACCACGCUCUCACCCGCGACGCUGCCCUCUGUGACGUCCGUUACAACGAAGGCCGCAACGCGAAGCGCUUCAACGAGGAGCUCACCCGCCUCCAGAAGCGUGCCGGCGAGAUGGGCAUGGUCAACCACGAGUACGACAACCUGUACACCGGCGAGAUCUCGGUUGGUAACCCGGGCCAGAAGUUCAGCGUCGUCCUCGACACUGGCUCUGCCGACCUCUGGGUUCAGGAGUCGAACUGCACCAAGUGCCAGGGCUCCAAGUACGACCGCGCCCAGUCGUCGUCAUUCUCCGUCCCCGACGGCUCGCCCACCUUCCGCAUUAACUAUGGUUCUGGAUCGGUUACCGGCCGUCUCGGCCGUGACGACGUUUCGCUCGCGGGCUACCGCGUUGUGAAGCAGACCUUUGGUCUCAUUGACGAGGGCUCGCACAUCCUCGGCGACAACGGACAGGGCAUUCUCGGUCUUGCUUUCCAGUCCCUGUCCAACGCCAAGGUCACCCCCUGGUGGGUUACCAGCUCCACCAAGUGGCCGCAGCAGAUCUUUGCGUUCUACCUCCGCCGCUGGCGCCACGACGACGCUGCGACCGGCUCGGACGACGGCGGCAGGCUCACGCUCGGCUACCUCGACAACUCGCUGUACCAGGGCGACGUGCACUACGUCAAGCUCCUCGACAACCCGAAGUACUGGGCUGUGCCGAUGUCCAAGCUCUCUGUCGGCGGCCAGGACGUCGACCUCAGCGGCAAGCCCAACGUCGCCAUUGACACGGGCACGACGCACAUUCUCGGCCCAGAGGAGGUCGUGAACAAGAUCUACGAGAAGAUUCCCAACUCGCGCCCCUCGGCCUCGCACCGCCAGUACAUGGAGUACCCCUGCAACCAGACCGUGGACGACGUCAAGAUCACGUUCGGCGACUUUGAGCUGCAGAUGACCAACGCCGACUUCAACGCCGGCGAGGUCAAGGAGCGCCCCGGCUGGUGCCUGGGUACGUUCUACAUUGGCCGCCUCAGCAGCAACAACCCCGUCAACUGGAUUUUCGGCGCGUCAGCGCUCAAGAACGCCUACACCGUCUGCGACAACCAGAACCAGCAGGUCGGCUUCGCCAAGCUCGCCGACGGCCUCAACACCCCCGCCGACAGCACGGGCACGGCGAGCGGCGGCCAGCAGCUGCUCCCCUCCGACCUGCCUGCCGCGCAGCCGCUCGACGAGGCGCCGAUCCCCGACGAAGACCCGAACGCCGCCCACGACGUCGUGACGGACGAGCAAGCCUCGGCCGCACCCAGCCCCGAUCCCUCGUCCUCCGCCUCGCCUUCGCCCAGCAGCUCCCGCCGGCGCCUCGAGCGCCGCGGCCCCGAGCGCGAGCCCGAGCGAGAAGUCGGCCGCCCGCGGCCUGCUGCCCAGCCUCACCGCCCUCGCUGCGGCGGGUCUCGCCGCGCUCCUCCUCUAACCUGCGUCAAACCCCAUUGUCAAGUGUUCAUUCACCAAGAGUUCCGACUCAACCCCAUGCCAAUUUGUAUCCCGCCCUCCCGCGCCCCUCCCUGCACCCAUCUCUACCACCACCGCAUCUUUCCGCAGCCUAGCGAGGCUCAAGUGUAG
Messenger RNA from Trichosporon asahii var. asahii CBS 2479, 1899 nucleotides. Its product is annotated as endopeptidase. The transcript is spliced from 2 exons. NCBI's taxonomy places the organism in Eukaryota, Fungi, Basidiomycota, Tremellomycetes, Trichosporonales, Trichosporonaceae. The coding region runs from base 1 to 1899 and encodes 632 amino acids. Gene Ontology annotation, molecular function: aspartic-type endopeptidase activity. The record is from RefSeq and is a predicted model, not a curated record. Gene Ontology annotation, biological process: proteolysis.